Molecule: messenger RNA, 876 nt
Organism: Uncinocarpus reesii 1704
Lineage: Eukaryota; Fungi; Ascomycota; Eurotiomycetes; Onygenales; Onygenaceae
Exons: 1
Coding region: 1-876 (291 amino acids)
Source: RefSeq, a predicted model, not a curated record
AUGCCCCAUGGCGCUCAUUCGAAACAAGCCAUCGGCCUCUUUGCUUGUUUAACACGGCUGUCCAACACACACCGUUUGAUCAAUCCUUAUGCCUUCCGGCCGGCGCCUCGUUUUUACGCCUACACAAGGAGCAUGCGGAUGCCGUUGUCAACUGCCAAAGCCAGGCCAUCAGCAGAUAACAAGCGCAGACAUUCAUUGCCAAGGGAGCGGCGCGCCACGACCAACACGUCUUCAGCCAAAAUUCGGGAACUUCUCAGCCAACAAAGGCAUGAUAAAUGGGGAUUUCUGAUCUAUCGCUGUACAUACGAUGAUGAUACGGCCUGGGCGACGUUCCUGUCCCUUCUCGAGGAACGCGCCCAUGACAACUUGAAGAGGGAGGGUGACCUUGACCUGAAAGAGAAGUUAGUGUGGACAGUUAUCGAGGACAAGGAAAAAUUAGAUGGCGCCAGCGUUGACAAAGUUGGAGACAUGUUUUUAAACUGGAUAGAAAGCGAAGAGGCAAAAAAUGAACAGCAAAUUGGCCCAGAUGAGCUCGGGAGACCCGUCGCGGCCAUACUGGGAACCACUCCCAGAUAUCUAUGUUGCGUGCAUGUAGAUGCAGAAAGUUUACACAGUGUGGUAAACGAAGCUCCGCGCUCGCCAGAUCCAGACCUCUGGCAUGUGGGCUAUGUAAAUAUGAUUUAUGCGCCAUCGAGAGUUAGAACAGAGGGUAUUGGUGGCCACGAAGAACUGGAACACGACGACCACGAAGGAUGGACGAAGCUCUCGGCCGAUUUAUCAAUACCACACGCCUAUGCGUGCUUGCAAUCAAUGGAUGGCUGGUAUAACAUCUGGAUAAGGCCACCGUUGGUCUCGGCACUUUCAUCCCGCCAGUAA